Planococcus citri (citrus mealybug) is the source of this 5016-nucleotide messenger RNA. RefSeq names its product protein suppressor 2 of zeste-like. Gene Ontology annotation, cellular component: PRC1 complex. Gene Ontology annotation, molecular function: promoter-specific chromatin binding. Gene Ontology annotation, biological process: negative regulation of transcription by RNA polymerase II. The record is from RefSeq and is a predicted model, not a curated record. Bases 532 to 3732 code for a protein of 1066 amino acids. NCBI's taxonomy places the organism in Eukaryota, Metazoa, Arthropoda, Insecta, Hemiptera, Pseudococcidae. The transcript is spliced from 8 exons.
AGCGGCUGGCUACGAGCAGAGUGUAACGUCGAGCGGCCUCGCGAGAAGUUCUACCACCGUAUUUACUCGGUGUCUGUGUAUUCCUUCGAACGGUAGCGCGCCUUUCGUUGUUUACUAUUUUUCUUCGCGUAUUUUCUCUACAGCCGAGUCCCAGUGUUGAUUUUUUUUCACCGUAUUCGCGCCAAAUAUUCUACGUACAGUGUAAUUAUUAUUAAUUUAUAUCGAUAUUCGAUUUUAAUUCGGGUGUUUUUGUGCCGUAUGUAGAAAUAAGCGUAUACUUGGAAAGUGUUGUGUAAUUCGGCUUUUUCUCGUGUACCGAUUGCCACUUUUAUAUAAGCCGCUCGCGCGUUUGUGUUCGUAACGGAAUCCACGUUGCGUGCGACGUUGCCGUAUUGUGCGGCCGCGGUACUUUCUGUGCGUACGAGUUGUGUUCGUACGCGUUCGGUAUAUUUCGUAUAUCAAUAUGCCCUGUCGUUAAUUCGUUAUCUUUAAUUAAUAAUAAAAAAAUCCUCGAAACAGAACGUUUUCAAGAUGGUCGAUAUAGUCAGCAAGGCAACCGAUGACUUAUCAAUAUCAUCAAUGAAGCAAUCAAGAAAACCACUGCUAAAGGAGCUCAAUCAUUUCCUCACUUGUUUCCUCUGCAAUGGCUACUUCUUCAAUGCAACAACAAUCGUCGAAUGCAGCCACACUUAUUGCCGAGCUUGUAUCGUUAAUUUUCUCAAAACCGAGAAAUUCUGUCCAGCUUGCCACGCUCAAGGGCACAGAACAAAAUCAAAUCUCAAUUUAAGAUAUGACGCUAUCCUACAAAAAUUAGUUUACAAAACUGUUCCGGGGCUGUACCAGAGUGAACUUGAGCGUCGAAAUAGUCAUUUAGAAGAAGCUCGGAAAUCAGAAGAGGAAACUUUGAAUGGUGACGAUAGACUAGACGAAGAGUACUAUUUCUCUCCUGAUGAACCUAUUAACAUAUCGUUGGAAUACAUUGAUAAUAAAAUUGAUGGUCAACGUGACAUUGUGAAGUCGUCCGUGAAAGUUGAGGAUAUUGAAAAAGAACAAGUCAAACGCAAAAGAUAUUUACAAUGUCCAGCUAAGCUCACCAUUGGGGAUCUUUAUAAAUUUAUCAAAUUAAAGUACAACUUGCAGCAGAAUCAACGAGUGGAAGUUCUCUAUGAUAAUACCAAGUUACCUGGCUCUUUUUCUUUGAUGGAUGUAGCCUAUACUUUUUCAUGGAAAAGGGACUCGCCAAUGCGACUGUGUUAUCAAAUCCUCGAGUGCAUCUUAAUCAAAGUUCCUCAAACUGUGGCAGAGAAAAUGUCUGACGAAUCUGUACCAGUUAAAAAUAAUGUUGUUACCAAUUCGAGCUCUCCCAGUAAUAUUGGCAAUGCUGUACAAACUACCAAUGACAUGGUACAGUUGGAGGAAACAACAAAAAUUGAUAAUCUAUCCACCAAAGUAAAUCUGAAAAGAAAGCUGGAAGUGGCUGAGACCAUAACUUCCAAUGCCAAAGAUCCUACUACUGAUGAUGAUUUUAAGGAACCAGUAAAGAAAGAGGAAAGAGCCAAGGAAAAUUCUGAAUUACCAGGGCAUGGGUUACUAGUGAAAGUUCCCCGUAUCUCAAAUGCAACUUUCAAGGAUAUUGUGGAUUUUAAGAAGGAGAGUCAUGAAGAUAAACCUAAACCAACAGCUACUGUUAGUCCCUGCAACACAGAAAAUGGGCUAAAAUUACCUUUGAAAUCAUCCCCUGCCUGUGAAGAUUUCAAUGAUGAUUACAUGAAAUAUGAACAAGAUAUUGAAGAAGUUGAGGACGAUGAUGAUGAAGAUGAUGAUAGAUUACGUAUUUCUCAACUUUCUGAAGAAGAUACUCAGGAUGAUAAAGCUGAAGACAACAGUGAUCAAAACUUGGUCAUUGAAACUUCUGAUAUGGAAACUGCCAGCAAAGAAGACCUCAAAGAGCAAAAGCUUGAUGAUGAUGACGAUGAUGUAUCCAAAAAAUCCACCAAAUAUAAACGCAAAAGUAAAAAAUCCAAGCAUUCCCAUCAUCAUAAACAUCGCCACCAUGAACGCAAAAGUAAAGGUACCCCGCAAGCAACCAUCUUGCAUUCACCAGAUACAGAUAUAAUGAAGCUGAAAUUGAAACUAAACAAUGUCAAACCUGACGUCAAAUACCAUAAACAGAAACGUAAACGUAAGAAAAGUUCUGAAUGCUACUUCUCUUCUUCUUUCUCAUCCAGUAGCAGUGUGAGCAGCAUCAAUGGUAUGUCCCCUGAUGCUCACAACACUUCAAGAGUUGAUGAAGAUUCCCUACAUUCUCAUACAUCAGAAUUAUCCACUGAGAGUGUUGACAUUGCUCCACCUAAAGAGGAAACAACCACAAAACCAGUUGCCUCAGCUACUGAACCAGCUGAUAAAUACCAAUCACCAACCAGUCAAGAGAAAUUACUGCAAAUGAGGGCAUUUAGACCACGUAGUGUUGCUGUAGUCAAGCCAGAAGAAAAUCACAAACUUGAGAAACCUGUGGAAAAACCUACUAAAAAUGAUAACAACAAUAAUGAUAGCACAAGUGUCAUUGAAUCAAAAGAAAAAGCCAAACCAACAUCACCAGUCAUCUUAAAACCACCUUCUUCAAUAACUGUUAGCAAGUUAACUGCAGCUGAGAUACAAAAAAUGGAACAAAAUAAACUAUUGAUUGAUGAUAAACCAUCCGUGGAUAUAAUGGUUGUAAAUGGGCCACCUAAAUCAUUUGUAUUGUCAACUGUAUCAUCAACCACAGAUGUGACAAGUAAACCAAAAACACCACCAAGACCUACUAGACCUCCGCCAGCUGCAAUACCUAUUGAGCAGUACCAAAAAAUGAAGUCAAAUGAGCAAACUCCCAAUAUACCAAAAUCAUUGACCAUUAUACCACCAAUUCAUCGAUCUAAAGCAACCAAUGAAACAUUUAAAAAAUCCAAAGAUGCAGUGUCUGCAAAAGAAGUCCUAAAACGGAGCAUAACUUCCUCAUCAUCUGGAAAUCUACCAAGGACUGCAUUCAGUGGUGCUCUUGAUUUGUCAUCUGGUUUCAAAUCACCUUCAGUGUCAUCACCAUCACCACCUAAGUACCCAGUUAAUGUAAAUGUUCCUCAUUCAAUGCCGAAUAAGAAAGUCUGCAUGAAUGGAGUGCACCCUAUGCAGAAUGUAAUACGUUCCAUGCAGAAUGGAGCUUAUUCUAAGCCCAAUGGCUCUAACAUGUUCCCUUAUCCUCCAGUUAGAUCUUUACCUCCAUGUACUGAUGUGCAUUCCUUCCAUAAACACUAUAAUCAGAAUCGUCCACCCAUAAAUAGCUCUCUCAAACACAAAAUCCCUAUAUCAUCUCCUCAGGCAUCUCCUAAACACAUUCCAUCAAGACUCCCCAACCACAAACCUAAUAAACCUAAUGUUCCAAAAUUGAAUGAAAUUAAAAUUGGGCCUAUGAGCUCAUCCAUUGAAAUGAUGCCAAAACCUGGACCAAAUCAAAGUGUACGUCAAAUACCUGAUCCUUCAGUGAUGUUGAAACGUCAUCAGGCAAAUGUCAACAUAAGUUCUACAAAUGGCACUGAUUUUGUAUCCUACAAAUUACCACAUAGUUCCAUUAUGAAUCAUCGAAACAUAUCUGGUGCUUGUUCAUUUAGCUCAAUGAAAAAAGCCAGUGAUAAAUGUCCUCCAGCCAUUCCUCUUAAAGGGUACUAUGAUAUUACUACUGUAAUGGCUACAAAGUAAAGAUCUUCAAUAUUGUUUACAAAGUUUGUUUAUAAAUUCAUUGAUCUCAUAUGAAUAAUGAUAAACUUAGGUAGGUAUGUAUUAUUAAAAAGAAAAAAGUUUUGUUUAUAAAACUAAAACUUUCACUUCCUAUUUUAUAAAUUUAGAAUCUCAGUAAUUUCUUAUAUAGGUAGGGACUCUGUAGAUAUAGUUUUCAUCAAAUUCAAAAAUUUUCACAAAUGAGUAGGCAAUUGAUUUUUUUUUCAAGUUCACUGAACUUUGGCGGUUUGUUCUGUAAAUCUUUUGGUGAUACAUACUAUUUUAUUUUAAUGUUCACAUCAAAAUGGAAAUUUGAAAUUAUUCAAAAAAGCAAAUAAAAGUAGAUACUUCAAAAUUAAAGCGAGCUUUUCCUCCAAGUAUCACCCAAUGGUGAAAAAUGGCUAUAAAAUAGGUUAAUAGGUAUUUAUUAUUAGUAAUAGAGUUGUAAAAACUCUUGUAAAUUUGUUUUCUUCGGGGAAUGAUGCAAUACUAUUUAAUGUAUCUUGUUUGUAUUCUUAUUGGCCCAGUUUAUCUAUUACAAGUUUUUAUCCAAUCUAGUCGUUUGUUGGUUUGUAAAAGGUUUUUGAAAUCAUUCAUUUAUUAUUAAUUAUUAUUAUAAGUAUUUAUGUCAUACUUUUCAUGAACUGAUUUAUUGUUUAGUAAUGCGUAUUUUUUGCUUUAGUUUUUCUCUAUUCUUUAAGAAAUUUUAUCAGAAAACUUGUUCAAAGUUGAGAUUUUCUGAUGGUUGUUUAUUUUUCUUUGUUUUUUGUUUUUUGUGUAAUUUAUUGAAGUAAAGUUUUCACCUACUGAACUUAAUUGAUACAUGAAAUACCUCAUUCAUUUUUGAAUAUCUUCUUUAUUAAUUGUCAUAAUUAUGUACCUAAUUUAAAAGAAAAAAAUCAACUUUCAUGAAAAAUGGAACGUGUUAGAUAUUGAUCUUAAUGUUUAGGAUAAAGUAGGUAUACCUACCUAUUUAUACAUAGAAUUAUUUAGAAACAAAACAGGAAGAAAAAUAUGUUAUGAAAUAAAGGAUAAGAUGUUUGCUUAUAUGUAUUACAUGCGUAUUUUUUGAAGUCUGAGGUGAAGUGGAGAGUUGAGUGUAUGUUUUGGAUGAUUUUACUUGUUUUACUUUACAUAUUACUUGUGUGUUAUUUUGUGUUUAGCCAAGUUAGUGAAGCUUGCAUUUGUUAAGUUUUAGCAUUUUGUAGAUAAGAAGUACAUGUAAUGAUACAAAUUGUGAAAUAAAUUAUUUUUCGAUUGCAAUUA